AAAAUUUAACUAAUUAUAAAUUAUCCAAAUAUUGAAUAAACAAAGCAUUAAAAAUAAAAUGAAUUACAACUAUAAUCCAUAAGAAAAAAUUCUAUAAAUAUCUUUAGAGAAAUGUAGUUAGAAAGAACUUUAAUAACAGCUAAAAAAUAUAAAAAAGAAUUUUAGCAGAGCUUAACUAGUGAAAUAAAAUACAAAUUAAUAUAUUAAUAUGGAAUAUUUUGAAUCUAAUAUUUUAAAUAUCUUUGUUAAAUAAUAAAAUGUAAAUGUAAUCUCAACACUAAGCAUCUUCAUUUCAAAAAAUACCCAUAUCACAUUUCAACAGUUGAGAUAGCUUUUAAAUGCCUGUUGUGAAAAUAGUUACGAUCUAAUAAAUUUAUCUUUGAAAAUAGAAGAUAAUUAAAUAGGGAGCAAAGGAGCUUAUCUAAUUGCUUAUUAAAUUUUGAAGCUAAAGAAUUUACAAAAUUUAAAAUUAGAGAUUUAAAGCAACAAUAUAAAAUCCAAAGGAGCAUAAGCCUUAGCUUAUUCAAUCUCACAGCUUAAAAAUCUCAAAACUCUAAGUCUAAAAAUUGAUAAAGAAAAUAAUAUAUCUGCUCCUACUAAAGCAUAGUAAAAUUCUAUUAGUAGCUUUUUGAAUUUACACAUUCUUAACUGCUGGGAUAAUGAAGAGUACUAGUAUUUUGAAAAGUUGAUUGAUUAAGAAAUAGAUGGAAUUCACGCGAUAGUAAAUAUGCUAGAAAAUCACUAAUAUUUGUAAGAAUUAGACUUAAACAUAGAUAAUGACCAAGUUUAAUAGCAAAAUAUUCAAACUGAUAAGAAUUUUAUUUAAGUUUUAUGGAAUUUGUCAAACUUAAAGAAAUUAAAUUUAGUCAUCGGUUAAUAUUUUUGCUUUAAUAAUAUGCUUGCCUAUCCUAUAAACUUUAAGAAACUAAGCAACUUAACAAAUUUAUCUAUUUCAAUCUAAAAUAAUUGCUAAAUUUGUUAAUAAGGAAUUUUUUUAUUAAAAAAUACAAUACUGAAUUUCCCCAAUUUGACACAUCUUUCUUUUGAAAUUGGUAUAAAAUGCAAUAUUAAGUCUGAAGGUAUUUGCACUUUGUUUGAAGCAAUAGGUGAGCUCAAUUCUCUUACAUAUCUUAAAUUACAAAUAAAAUGGGGGAAUUUUAUUAGCGUUCAAGGUGCUAAAGCUAUUUCAGAUGCUAUCUUUAAGCUGUAAAAACUAAAGUAAUUAAUAAUAUUGAUAGAUGAAAGUAGUAAUGACAUAAAUUUUGAAGGGUCUUAUUUCUUAGGUUCUUCUAUUCUAUAGUUAAACAAUCUAAGAAGUGUGUAAGCUAAAUUUUUUUAAUCCUAAGUGUUGAAGAAAACACUGGCGAAAUAGUAAGUUAGACUAGUAACUCAAUAGCUUUGACUAAUAUAUUGAAUUUAAUAAAGUAAUAAAUUUUUUUGUUUGAUUUUAUUAAACAAAUGAAAAUGCACUUAGUUUAUUGUAAGUAUUUAUUAAAAAAUGUAUAAAUUUGAUUUAUUUGUUAAGCAUAUAACUUUGGCAAAAUAAAUUAUUCUCUUUCAG
This is a messenger RNA of Tetrahymena thermophila SB210, 1561 nucleotides long. RefSeq lists its product as hypothetical. Lineage: Eukaryota; Ciliophora; Oligohymenophorea; Hymenostomatida; Tetrahymenidae. The record is from RefSeq and is a predicted model, not a curated record. Gene Ontology annotation, cellular component: nucleus; perinuclear region of cytoplasm; cytosol. Gene Ontology annotation, molecular function: GTPase activator activity; small GTPase binding. The transcript is spliced from 3 exons. Gene Ontology annotation, biological process: activation of GTPase activity; nucleocytoplasmic transport.